Molecule: messenger RNA, 2163 nt
Organism: Anopheles marshallii
Lineage: Eukaryota; Metazoa; Arthropoda; Insecta; Diptera; Culicidae
Gene: jef
Product: major facilitator superfamily domain-containing protein 6
Exons: 10
Coding region: 1-2163 (720 amino acids)
Cellular component (GO): membrane
Source: RefSeq, a predicted model, not a curated record
AUGCAACCCUUCUCGAACGACUACGGUGGAGGAUACGGUGACAAUGGUUACGAUCAGCAACCCCAGCAGGAAAUACCGAUGCGUACGCAGGGGGUCGCACGGCCAAUGGUUGACCCAGAGGCCAUGGGUGAGGUAGACCCUACACUGUACCCGCAGGCGAAGGAAUCGACACACAAGAUACGGGGCAAAUCGGACAUUCUGGAGAUGUUGUUCGGAUCCGUCGACCAGGAGCUGCUGCCAGUGAAGACGUUCUACUUCUUCUUCUACUCCGCCUUCGGUUCGCUGUUCCCACUGAUGGGUGUCUACUUCAAGCAGAUGGGCAUGAAUCCCGGCCAGUGCGGACUGCUGAUCGGUACGCGUCCGUUCGUCGAGUUCCUAUCGGCACCGUUCUGGGGAAGUUACGCUGAUCGUUGUAAAAAAGGUAAAAUGCUUCUGCUGGCCUCGCUUGCGGCGUGGAUCAUCUUUACGCUGCCGCUCGGUUUUAUUCAACCACCGGCGACGAGCUGCAUCGAGCGCAAGAAUGCGACCGAUUUCGAGCUCCGAACGCCACAGGUACCGCGCAUUUUGAAACGCUCCAUCGACGAGAGCAUGCUGGAGGAGAUCAGCUUCGGUAGAUAUGCCACGGAUAGUGACAGUUCCUUCACCAGGGUGGAACGUGCAGCGCGUCCAGUUGCAGCCGCUGGAGUAUCACCGCUCGAUGUGAGUUACGCCAACAACUUCAACGAGAAGCUGCACCGCGACUGGGUAUCGCCACUGUUCUCCUCUAUCGUUUAUCGCACAGCGGAUAUUCAAAAAGCCUUCUUCUUACUGCUGUUGCUAGUCAUUAUUGGAGAGUUCUUCAGCGCCCCGGCCAUCACGUUGGCAGAUUCCGCCGUCAUUACGAUCCUCGGAGAAGAUGCCGAUCGGUACGGUCAUCAGCGAAUGUUCGGUUCGUUGGGUUGGGGUUUGGCGAUGUUCUUCGUUGGCAUUGCGUUGGACCACUCGACAGCGUUCCCGGACCAUCCCUGCGGUCCGGAAAAGCAGGAAAAGAACUACACCAUCUGCUUUGCAACAUUCUCGGUGCUGAUGGGAGCGGCCUUGAUUUCCGCAACACAAAUCCAAUUCAAAUAUGACUACUCGGAACCCCAAGAACCCGUCCAGGUGGAGAAGGUACCACAAGAACCGACCCACGAGGAACAAAUGCAAGCCCAGCUGGCCCAACAGUUGCAGUUACCCUCGCUGGCAGCAUCUGGCACCGGAAUGGCCAGUGCGGCACCACCUCCAGCAGCACUUGGAGCACAGACAAAGAUGUUUGCCCAAACGACUCGCGAAAUGCCCGAAUGGGUGACGGUGCUGAAACAGUUCAAGAAUCUGAAGUGCGCCUCGUUCCUGUUCGUGGCAUGGUUUAUGGGUUUCGGCAUUGGGCUUAUCUUCACGUUCCUGUUUUGGCAUCUGCAAGACUAUGGUGGAUCUCCCACACUGUUCGGUGUCGCUUCGGUCAUCAACCAUAUCUCGGAAAUCUUCGCCUACUUCUUCAGCUUCCGCCUGAUCACACAGAUUGGCCACGUGAAGGUACUCUGCCUUGGGCUGGUUGGCAAUAUUCUUCGCUUCCUGUACAUCUCCUAUCUGAAGAAUCCGUGGUGGGUGUUGCCGUUCGAGUUUAUGCAAGGUAUUACUCAUGCUGCUGUUUGGGCUGCCUGCUGUUCCUACAUCGCGCACAACACACCGCAACACUUACGAUCUUCGGCACAAGGAGUACUGCAGGGACUGCACCAUGGACUGGGUAGAGGCUGUGGUGCCGUCAUUGGCGGUAUGUUCGUCACCUACUUCGGCACAACGGCCACCUUCCGGGGUUAUGGCGUGAUCUGCAUUCUGGUGCUGGCCGCCUUUGUGUUCAUCAACUUCUACCGCAAGGAUGAAGGUUUCAUCUCGGAAAUCCCAACUACGGAGGAUCCCCAUCAGGUCGCAGAAGAGACGGCUCAUCUGGCACCGCACGGUGUUCCGAGCAAUCCUAUACCAAGGGCCCUCUCCAGCACGCGGCUCAACGAGAUCGGUCAGCAGAAUGUGGACAAUGGUUACGGCACCUAUCAGACGACCGGUGGCGCUUUGGAUGUGCCUGGUGGUGCUCCGAAGAACCCGUUCGGUGCACCGCAGGGCAACGUGUAUGGCGGCAACCAGUACUAG